CAUGACGUAGUAACACGUGGAAAUGUAUAUAGAUCAUUACUAGAAUGCUACCCUUUGUUUCUGAUUGACAAUAUGCUUGAAAAAUGAGUUCGCUGGCUGGCCUAAAUCUGAUCAUAUAUAAAACAUAAUUAAGGCAGCAGCUGGAGACAGUUCCACUGACCUCUUCCCAAAAUGAAGUUGAUUCUUCUGGCUAUUUUGAUUGCCUAUCUAGGAGUUACAGAGUCUCAGAACUGCACUACCACGUGCAGACCUGCCGUCGAAUAUCUGUGCGGAAGAACGCUGCGAAAUGGCAGGAUGAUCUAUUGCACCUACAGAAAUCCUUGCGAGAUGUAUCUUCACGCCUGUCAGAAACGGGAAGAGUGGAAGAAACAUUUGACAGGUCGAUGCCCACGCGAUUCGGAGGAGUGCAGACUUUAGGGUGAAAAUAUACC
Drosophila serrata is the source of this 431-nucleotide messenger RNA. RefSeq lists its product as uncharacterized. The record is from RefSeq and is a predicted model, not a curated record. Gene Ontology annotation, molecular function: protein binding. NCBI's taxonomy places the organism in Eukaryota, Metazoa, Arthropoda, Insecta, Diptera, Drosophilidae.